Messenger RNA from Eufriesea mexicana, 1413 nucleotides. RefSeq lists its product as uncharacterized. The transcript is spliced from 3 exons. The record is from RefSeq and is a predicted model, not a curated record. Bases 541 to 1377 code for a protein of 278 amino acids. Lineage: Eukaryota; Metazoa; Arthropoda; Insecta; Hymenoptera; Apidae.
GGUCUUUAUAACAGUGCUGUCCAUAGUUAAGGUUCCCUUACGCACUUUCGUUCUUUUCUAGACGUUGGCAUCAUCGGAAAAAAAAAAUUUAGAAAGUGAUUACAAUUAAUGCCUUAGUUCUUUUCUACAUCGUUUUUUAAAAUAGCAUAUACAUAAAAGUGUGAGAUUCUCGAUUUAUUCACAAGCAAAGCUUGGGUUGUGAAAAUGGAAAAGGAGUGGGGGAAUGCUGAAAUAUUGACGUAAAUGGGGACAAACCGUGUGGCGGACCCCACUCGUGAAUAGCACUGUGAUAGAUGACGUAGGAUGAGUGACUAAAACGUCUGAAAACAUCGUUUUCAAGAUGUAUUUCGAGAGCCAAAAUGAAAUGUAAUGAACUGUUAAAGGAGUACAUGCCGCUGAAGAAUUUGCGAGAAUUGACUGCUAUUCGUAGCCCUCUGGCAGCAGCGUCACUGAACGUCGUUAUAAGGUUUGAGAUAUAAGAUUUAAGUUAGUCAGUAAACGGGUGACCAUAUAAUAGAUCUUGCUAUUAUUUAAUUGAAAAUGAAUGAAAUCACAAAUGUGAAGGAUAAUGAAGAUAAAAUUCGAUCGGUUUUUGAAAUGCUUAAAAAACAAAUAGAUCAGUAUGAUAUUGCAAAUGAGGACAUAAAAUCGAAAGAAGAAUUAACAAGAAGCGAAAGGAUUCAAAAGUUAGUAAUGCAAGAGAAACAUUUGUCAACAGAGUUCGCACAAAUCAGAAAAGAAAUAAAACGUUAUGAGAGGAAAUAUGAAAAGGUAUUGAAAAAAAAAGUGAAAUUAAUGAAAAUGCAGAUUAAAGAAGACCAAGAUAAAUUAAAGAUAAUAAAACAAAAAUACCAUGAAUUGGAUACACAAAUUGAUAUUACUCCUUACAAAAUGGAGAAAACAAAAAAAGCAAAACCAAAAAAAAGAAGCAAACCAAUAAAAGUUAAAACAAUGAAACCUAAAUUCAAACAAAAGAAUGUACCACUUAUUAAAAAAAUCCAAAUUAAUAUUAAAAGAAACGAGAAAUUAGGUAAACGUGAAAUGCAUUUCGUUAAUAAUACUAAUAGACCAAAUUCGUUUACUGAUCUAAUAAAUAUCGUAAAACCAAUAACUAUGAAUACUCGAGAAUGUAAAAUUAUGCUGCAAAGACUGACAGAAGAACAAAUGAAUAAAUAUGUUAGUCAGAAGAGGUUAAGUCAACAGAUCGAACAAAAACGAACAGUGCUAGAUACACCACAAAAAAUUAAAGAAAAUGGAACAAGUACGGUUUAUCCAAAUUGGCAUAUAAAAAUUCCGAAAUCUAUAUUUGAAGAAAGUCAGAAAGAAAGUGAUAAUUCUGACAAGAAUAUAGCUUGUAGCUCAAGAAAUGUUAUCUAAGAAGACCGACACGCUUGAGUAUUAUUAAUACGUCUG